GCCCUAUUUCAUCCCAGCAUGUGGGGGUUCAAUGUCACAGAACAAACGUUCCCUUACGAUAAUCGGCCUGUAGCCCCUCUCACGAACUACACUUUUGACGAGUGGUGGUUCCACGGUCACCUCGAUUUCCCCCCUCAUCCUUCCGACGUCUUCCAACUUCCUGCUGGGGGUGCAGCUACAACCGAAAUUUCUUGCGACAAAGGCGCUACCUCAUUCUUCGCCUCGUCUCCUGGCGGAGAUGUCCGUCAAGGUGACAAUGUCUGCCCAAACCAACCUAUAGCCGAAUUCCAUACUACGGGUUUCGAUGAUCUCAAAGGUUGCGCGCUUGCUAUUGCGUACAAGAGUAACGCGAGCGAGGUUGUCCCGGAGGAUUUCACGGUGUUCAGUGUCAACCAGACGUGUGUAUGGACGAGGUUCACGGACUUUCAAGUCCCGGAAAGGAUGCCUGAGUGUCCGAAUGGGAUGUGUACUUGUGCGUGGUUUUGGAUACAUUCAGCCGACAGCGGAGGUGAACAAAAUUACAUGACAAGCUUCCAAUGUAACAUCACCGGUGCAACGUCUACCGUUCCACUUGCGAAACCUCAAGUCCCUCGUCGCUGUGGCGCGGAUCCGGAAUUCGGCAAAGAACUUGCGUCUCUUUCAAACUGUACAUACGGCGCCAAACAACCACUGUACUGGUUCCAGGCAGAAAAUAACACCAUGUUUGAAGGUGCUCACGCACCACCGUUCUAUACCGAUCUGUACAAUUUCGUUGAUGGACCUCAGAACGAUAUUUUUGAAGACUCGUAUCUCCAGAUCCCGAUUCCGUCUCCUGUCGCCGCCUUUCCUGUUUUAAACCAAACAGUAUCAGUUGGCGUCAAUGUUCCCUUUGCUUCAUCCGGCAGUAACUCCUCCACUAUUGACCCCAGCUCUGAGAGCAACACAAACAGCGGAAGUACAGACCUGGAGGCUGGUGCUUGGUGUGUAUCUGCUCCUUUCCUCCUUGUACCUUUGAACAAGUCACUGACAGUUCAAUCUCAAUAUAUGUAG
Molecule: messenger RNA, 1029 nt
Organism: Lentinula edodes (shiitake mushroom)
Lineage: Eukaryota; Fungi; Basidiomycota; Agaricomycetes; Agaricales; Omphalotaceae
Exons: 5
Source: RefSeq, a predicted model, not a curated record